This is a messenger RNA of Mus caroli (Ryukyu mouse), 1136 nucleotides long. It is a transcript of the gene Chic2, whose product is annotated as cysteine rich hydrophobic domain 2. The record is from RefSeq and is a predicted model, not a curated record. Gene Ontology annotation, cellular component: Golgi-associated vesicle; plasma membrane. NCBI's taxonomy places the organism in Eukaryota, Metazoa, Chordata, Mammalia, Rodentia, Muridae.
GUCUCGCGAUGCGGUAGCCGGCUGCUCCUGCUGCGGGUGGCUCAGGCUGUUGCUGUGGUUGCCGGAGUUGCGGCGGCGACGGCGGCGGCGCUGGCGCGGGCGGCGGCGCUGGCGGGGGUGGCGGCCCCGGCGGAUGUUGACAUUGUGUUGUUGUUCCUGCCCACGGUAAUGGCGGCGGUGGCGGCGGCAACGGCGGCGGUGGCGGCCGGGACCAGGUCUCCUCAGUAGCCGGAGCCCACACUGCCGAGCGCCAGCUCCGCGGCCUCCGCGCCCGCCGCCUCACCAGCCGUUCCCCGCGGCCGCCCCAGAGCCAGGGCCCCGGGCGGGGGGCUCGCCGGCGCGGGAUGGCGGAUUUCGAUGAAAUCUACGAGGAGGAGGAGGACGAGGAGCGGGCCCUGGAGGAGCAGCUGCUCAAGUACUCGCCCGACCCGGUGGUGGUCCGCGGCUCCGGUCACGUCACCGUAUUUGGACUGAGCAACAAAUUUGAAUCAGAAUUCCCUUCUUCAUUAACUGGAAAAGUAGCUCCUGAAGAAUUUAAAGCCAGCAUCAACAGAGUUAACAGCUGUCUCAGGAAGAAUCUUCCUGUUAACGUGCGGUGGUUGCUUUGUGGCUGCCUGUGCUGCUGCUGCACGUUAGGGUGCAGUAUGUGGCCAGUUAUUUGCCUCAGUAAAAGAACACGAAGAUCGAUUGAGAAGUUAUUAGAAUGGGAAAACAAUAGGUUAUACCACAAGCUGUGCUUGCACUGGAGACUGAGCAAAAGGAAAUGUGAAACGAACAACAUGAUGGAAUAUGUCAUCCUCAUAGAAUUUUUACCAAAGACACCGAUUUUUCGACCAGAUUAGCAUUUGCUUUAUUUAUAGAGACUUUCCAAGUGUGUUGUCUUUCCAAUGGUGCCUUGCUUGGUGCUCUCCUGCUGGUGACAUGAUGCUGGUUCUACAGAAUCGGGUGGUGUUCUUGUUUGUUUUGUUUUUUAAAUAACCGCAUGUUCUAUGUGUGCAUAUUUGUCAAACUUUGCAAGUUAUUUCAUACAGAUGUUUAAUACUUAAGUUAUUGUGCUCUUUUCUGUUAUAUAUUCUGAUUUUCAAGGGUUACUUUUUGUAUUCUCAAAAAAAAUACAUUCGAACUUAGCAUAAAAA